This is a messenger RNA of Phytomonas sp. EM1, 502 nucleotides long. Lineage: Eukaryota; Euglenozoa; Kinetoplastea; Trypanosomatida; Trypanosomatidae. The record is from the annotation of a GenBank genome assembly.
UGGGCGUGUGGGAAAUAAGUUUGUCUCUGUUUAUUGAACCUCACCAUUGUCAUUCGACAGUAGAUCAGAUGGCCUGGCUAGGGUCGACGGUGCAAUCCACCAAUGUAGAGCUCGUCUCAAUUAUCGAGGAAAUGAGGGAAAGAAAGUCCCUGCUCGACGAAAAAAUAGCGGAAGACCAGAAAGAGAAGGCCGCAAUAGUUGCUGACAUUAGCAAACUGAACGCGCGCCUAAAGUCGCUGGACGAACGUUUAUCGGGCCGGAUAAAAGAAAGCUACAAGCUGGAUGAGAUGAUAAACGAAACAUGCACCGGGUUCAACAGCAUUUUAGAUGCCUCUCAGAAACUAUUGUUAUCCGUAAAGGAAAAAUCGUCACAUCUCGACUCUGCCACUCGCGAAAAUGGACAAGCGCGAUAAGGUAUCUUGUAUGUUGUUUCAUCGUUCCUUCGAAUUCAAUAUACGGUAAAUAGAAUUCCAUAACUUUAUUACGUAUAGAAAUGAAAAAU